UGGAGGUGAAGGACCGCCUGUCCCCUCUCUGCCUGUGCUGUCAAUGGCUUUCGGGACGUAUUUUAUUUGAAUGCCUGGGCGUGAUAAGUGACCAAUAAUGGAUAUUCUAUGGAUAUUAUGGACCAUACCGGCCGUAAUAGCUGUUGAAGAGACACUUAUGGACUCCACUACAGCCACGGCGGAGCUCGGCUGGACGGUCUACCCCGUGUCCGGGUCGAGUGACAAUAGCUGGGAGGAGGUGAGCGGUUACGAUGAAAACAUGAACACCAUCCGGACAUACCAGGUCUGCAAUGUGUUCGACAACAAUCAGAACAACUGGGUACGGACGAAGUACAUCCGGCGCCGUGGCGCUCAGCGGAUCCACGUGGAGAUGAAGUUCUCGGUGAGGGACUGCAGUAGCAUCCCCAACGUGCCAGGCUCCUGUAAAGAGACGUUUAACCUCUAUUACUAUGAAUCUGACGCUGACACCGCCACUAGAACCUCACCCGCUUGGAUGGAGAACCCCUGGAUCAAAGUUGACACCAUCGCAGCAGACGAGAGCUUCUCCCAGGUGGACCUCGGGGGCCGAGUGAUGAAGAUCAACACUGAGAUUCGGAGCUUCGGCCCCGUGUCACGAAACGGCUUCUACCUGGCCUUCCAGGACUACGGCGGCUGUAUGUCGCUCAUUGCCGUUCGCGUCUUUUAUCGGAAGUGCCCCCGUAUCAUCACUAACGGGGCGUUGUUCCAGGAGACACUCUCGGGAGCAGAGAGCACCUCCCUGGUGGCCGCAAGAGGUGUUUGCAUCCCUAACGCAGAGGAGGUGGACGUGCCCAUUAAGUUGUACUGCAACGGAGAUGGAGAAUGGAUGGUACCCAUCGGACGUUGUAUGUGCAAGGCUGGGAAUGAGGCUGUGGAGAAUGGGACCGUUUGUCGAGCCUGUCCGUCGGGCUUUUUCAAGCCGACUCAAAAAGAUGAACCCUGUCUGCAGUGUCCCAUCAACAGCCGCACCACCAGUGAAGGCGCCAUGAACUGCGUUUGUCGCAACGGAUACUACCGCACCGACUCAGAUCCUCUCCAGAUGCCAUGCACAACCGUGCCUUCAGCUCCCCAGACUGUUAUCUCCAGCGUGAAUGAAACCUCUGUGAUGCUCGAUUGGACGCCUCCCCGGGAUUCGGGGGGCCGCGAGGACGUAGUCUUCAACAUCAUCUGCAAGAGCUGUGGCGGUGGCCGGGGAGGCUGCACCCGCUGUGGGGACAACGUCCAGUUUUUGCCCCGUCAGCUGGGCCUGACAGAACCCCGGGUCUACAUUAGUGACCUGUUGGCCCACACGCAGUACACGUUUGAGGUGCAGGCUGUCAACGGGGUGUCAGAUCAGAGCCCCUACUCCCCUCAGUACGCCUCAGUCAACAUUACCACUAACCAGGCUGCUCCAUCGACAGUAUCUAUAAUGCACCAGAUCAGUCGCACCGUGGACAGCAUCACCCUCUCCUGGUCCCAGCCUGACCAGCCUAAUGGAGUCAUCCUGGACUAUGAGCUUCAGUAUUAUGAAAAGGACCAAUCAGAGUAUAACGCUACCGCCAUCAGGAGCCAGACCAACACAGUGGUCAUCCGUGGCCUCAAGUCAGGAAGCAUCUACGUGUUCCAGGUCCGGGCCCGCACCGUAGCCGGCUUUGGACGCUACAGUGGCAAACUGUACUUCCAGACCAUGACCGAGGAGGAAUACAAUACCAGCAUUCAGGAGAAGCUACCUCUCAUCAUUGGCUCGGCAGCUGCUGGCUUGGUCUUCCUCAUCGCUGUGGUCGUCAUCAUCAUCGUCUGUAACCGGCGUGGCUUUGAAAGGGGUGAUUCAGAAUACACGGACAAACUGCAGCACUACACCAGCGGCCACAUGACUCCAGGAAUGAAGAUAUAUAUUGAUCCGUUCACAUAUGAGGACCCCAACGAGGCUGUGAGGGAGUUUGCCAAGGAGAUUGAUAUAUCCUGCGUGAAGAUUGAACAGGUCAUUGGUGCAGGAGAGUUUGGAGAGGUGUGCAGCGGUAACCUGAAACUCCCAGGUAAAAGGGAGAUGUUUGUUGCCAUAAAAACUCUGAAGUCUGGCUACACUGAAAAGCAAAGGCGGGACUUCCUCAGCGAGGCCAGCAUCAUGGGCCAGUUUGACCAUCCUAACAUCAUUCACCUGGAGGGCGUGGUCACCAAAAGCAGUCCUGUCAUGAUCAUCACUGAGUUCAUGGAGAAUGGCUCUCUGGACUCCUUCCUCAGACAAAACGACGGGCAGUUUACUGUGAUCCAGCUCGUUGGUAUGCUACGUGGCAUCGCCUCAGGCAUGAAAUACCUGGCGGACAUGAACUAUGUGCACCGUGACCUCGCUGCCCGAAACAUCCUGGUCAACAGCAACCUUGUGUGCAAGGUGUCGGACUUUGGUCUCUCACGCUUCCUGGAGGAUGAAAAUUCAGACCCCACCUACACGAGCGCUCUGGGAGGGAAGAUUCCUAUCCGAUGGACUGCCCCCGAAGCCAUCCAGUACAGGAAGUUCACCUCUGCUAGUGACGUGUGGAGCUACGGGAUCGUCAUGUGGGAAGUCAUGUCCUACGGCGAGAGGCCUUACUGGGACAUGACCAAUCAAGAUGUCAUCAAUGCCAUAGAGCAGGACUACCGGCUGCCCCCACCGAUGGACUGUCCCAGCGCGCUGCACCAGCUGAUGUUGGACUGCUGGCAAAAGGACCGCAACAACCGGCCCAAGUUCAGUCAGAUUGUCAACAACCUCGACAAGAUGAUCCGCAAUCCCAACACGCUAAAGGCCAUGACCCCGUUGUCUUCAGGUGUGCAUCUCCCCCUCCUGGACCGCAGCAUCCCCGACUUCUCCAGCUUCAGCACUGUGGACGAGUGGCUGGAUGCCAUUAAGAUGGGCCAGUACAAAGACAACUUCGCCAGCGCUGACUUCUCUACAUUUGAUGUGGUGUCCCAGAUGACUAUGGAGGACAUCCUGAGGGUUGGUGUGACGUUAGCAGGCCAUCAAAUAAAGAUUCUCAACAGCGUCCAGAUGAUGCGGGCAACAGAUGAACCAGAUCCAGUCAGUGGAGGGAGGGAAGAUUCCUAUCCGAUGGACUGCCCCCGAAGCCAUCCAGUACAGAAGUUCACCUCUGCUAGUGACGUGUGGAGCUACGGGAUCGUCAUGUGGGAAGUCAUGUCCUACGGCGAGAGGCCUUACUGGGACAUGACCAAUCAAGAUUUAUGCGUGGCUUUGAAAGGGGGUGAUUCAGAAUACACGGACAAACUGCAGCACUACACCAGCGGCCACAUGACUCCAGGAAUGAAGAUAUAUAUUGAUCCGUUCACAUAUGAGGACCCCAACGAGGCUGUGAGGGAGUUUGCCAAGGAGAUUGAUAUAUCCUGCGUGAAGAUUGAACAGGUCAUUGGUGCAGGAGAGUUUGGAGAGGUGUGCAGCGGUAACCUGAAACUCCCAGGUAAAAGGGAGAUGUUUGUUGCCAUAAAAACUCUGAAGUCUGGCUACACUGAAAAGCAAAGGCGGGACUUCCUCAGCGAGGCCAGCAUCAUGGGCCAGUUUGACCAUCCUAACAUCAUUCACCUGGAGGGCGUGGUCACCAAAAGCAGUCCUGUCAUGAUCAUCACUGAGUUCAUGGAGAAUGGCUCUCUGGACUCCUUCCUCAGACAAAACGACGGGCAGUUUACUGUGAUCCAGCUCGUUGGUAUGCUACGUGGCAUCGCCUCAGGCAUGAAAUACCUGGCGGACAUGAACUAUGUGCACCGUGACCUCGCUGCCCGAAACAUCCUGGUCAACAGCAACCUUGUGUGCAAGGUGUCGGACUUUGGUCUCUCACGCUUCCUGGAGGAUGAAAAUUCAGACCCCACCUACACGAGCGCUCUGGGAGGGAAGAUUCCUAUCCGAUGGACUGCCCCCGAAGCCAUCCAGUACAGGAAGUUCACCUCUGCUAGUGACGUGUGGAGCUACGGGAUCGUCAUGUGGGAAGUCAUGUCCUACGGCGAGAGGCCUUACUGGGACAUGACCAAUCAAGAUGUCAUCAAUGCCAUAGAGCAGGACUACCGGCUGCCCCCACCGAUGGACUGUCCCAGCGCGCUGCACCAGCUGAUGUUGGACUGCUGGCAAAAGGACCGCAACAACCGGCCCAAGUUCAGUCAGAUUGUCAACAACCUCGACAAGAUGAUCCGCAAUCCCAACACGCUAAAGGCCAUGACCCCGUUGUCUUCAGGUGUGCAUCUCCCCCUCCUGGACCGCAGCAUCCCCGACUUCUCCAGCUUCAGCACUGUGGACGAGUGGCUGGAUGCCAUUAAGAUGGGCCAGUACAAAGACAACUUCGCCAGCGCUGACUUCUCUACAUUUGAUGUGGUGUCCCAGAUGACUAUGGAGGACAUCCUGAGGGUUGGUGUGACGUUAGCAGGCCAUCAAAAGAAGAUUCUCAACAGCGUCCAGAUGAUGCGGGCACAGAUGAACCAGAUCCAGUCAGUGGAGGUUUGACCCUCCCGAGCGGAGCAGAGGGGGGAAGAAAAAGCGGUUGGGGUGCAGGGCUCUGGGUGUGGGGGAUGGAGUGGAUGUUUUUUCGCGUUACAGUGUGUCUGGCCUUCCCACCAGACUACCAUUCAUCCCCUGUUCCCCUCUCCACCUCCCUCUCUCCUCCUCUUAUCCCCUCACCCUGACUCUCUCUCCAUCAUGGGAUCAGCCGUGGAGAGUUGUGGAAACAAAAGUGCAAGUGAUGAGGCACCAGAGGGCCCACAGCCAACCCUUCUUUGGAGCCAGAAACAUGGGAGGUUAGACGUGACCAGCAACACAUUUUUCAAUCUUCCACCGAUUCUCAUUUGAUGUUAUUAAACUUUUUCUUUUUGCUUUGUUUGUUCUGAUAAUUUUGUAAAGAAUUUUUUAAAGGAAAAAAAGAAAAAAAACGGAGAAAAGGCAAGGAGUUUAUCUAAAUUUAUAGAUGAUAUAAGCUUGUACACUAGACGGACUGAGUAGGAAAGCUACCCUUUAAAAGGGCAAAAAAACAACAAAAAAAAAACAAGGAAGAGCCGAGGAGACGAGGAGACGAGGAGACGAGGACAUCCUCCACAAGGUGCGGAUAAUGUCUUUGCAUCUUUUUUAAUUUUGGACAUCAUGAGGAAUCACAGAGUUGUCUGUGGCCUUCAGAAAGGCAAACCGACGUGCUCUCCCAACUGUUUCCCCAGGAGAGAAAAUAUGUUUUAAAAACCAUCAAAUGGACAACAUUUGGCAUGGACUGAUGUCAAAAACAUAUUCAUUCAUUCAGACGAUUCACACUCAAGAAAAAGAAAAAGAAAAAACCUUUCUUUUCUCAUUGCAAGUCAUUUUCUAUAUUGUGUGAAAUUUUGUGAUGAAGAAUUCCGUCUCACCAUGCUUCCUCUCGCUAUAGACAAAAUGACAAGUUUGUUUUUCUUUCUUUCACAGUGAAGUAUUCACAGCCUGCCAAAUAUAACUCUUCCCUCUUUGCACCCCGUACGAUGAUCCUGUACUGUACAUAUCAGAUGCACUUGACCUGCCAUAACGCGAUGACUCAGAAACAGUUGCAACUAAUCAGUUCAGGAGCAGAAGAAGUGAUGGAAGAGAGGAUUUAAGUUGUUGUCACCAUCCUGUUCUUUCUUUAUUUUGUGAAGAAAAAAAAAAAACCUUGUGGAGAAAACAAAACAGCAAACCAACGUCCUACACAGAUUCACACAAAAUGAAACAGGUUCUACUGUUUACAUCAGAGUCCACAUACAUACAGUUAGUCCCGUUAUAGCAUCCUCCUUCAUCCCCGUCUGUGCAUACGUGCGCACGUCGCACACACACACACAUACCACGUGCGCGAGGAAGCAGUGGCUCCCGAAGCGUCGGGCUCGUGUUUGAUAGCAUGCUGAGUGAGUGGUUAAUUUCACAGUGCUUUGAUUUGCUGCAAUUACUAAAAACUCUGUUUGGUAAGAGCUUGGAUUUGACCCACUUUACAGAUUAUAAUGUGGCUGCAUUAUAUUCAGUGUUUCUUCUUCUUCUUCUUCUUCUUCCAGUUUUCCUUUUGAAAAGAAAUGUUUAUGUUUAAAGUAUUAAAGUUUUGAUACCACACACGGUUAUUUUACACACAUACAUAAUCAUGAAUAGAUUUUACAAUCAGGCGUUUGUUGAAUUAAAAAACAAAAAAUGCAACGUGUUAUAUUUUUGCAAUUUCUGUAUGGAUAUUAUUGAAUUGUUAUUACUUUUUUUUUUCUGCACUGAGUCUAUUGUUUGACUCCACUCUGGAUCUUCCAUCAAUGCUUAGACAUUUAUUAUAACACAUGAAUCAUGUUGGUGCAAAAGAACAUGUAGAUAAACAGCAGCAUUUCCCUGUGAAUGGUAUUGAUUUGAUUUUAUAGACAGUAUAUGCAUUUAUCGUAUGGCCUCCUGUGAGCAUUGCUGUCUCUUGCUUUGUCAUCGGUAACCUGUGUUAUGCGGGGGGGAAAGAUGGAGUUCGUAGCAAUGCUUCCCUGGAGACGCUGAAGCAGGCGGGGUUUUAUGUACACAAGCCAGUAAACGAUAUCAGCAGUGCAGAGAUCUUACUGCGCUCUGCGCCGAGACCUGACAGCCAGACAUGGACGUCCAGCUGUGAGCUAUCGGUCAGAUGUGUCCGGUCACAGCGGGGCGGCCGCACCCCGAUCACAGCCGCUCGGUCCAGGCACUGAUUCUCCCUCUCUCCCCUUGAUCACAUACAUGCCUGUCGGCCACCUGUCUGCCGCUCCCACUGAUCUCCUCACAGUCGGCUUUCAGCAGUUGUCUGGUUUCGUCUCUGCAACUUUAUAAGCAUCAACUGCAGCAGGCGAACUGACACUCAUCAGUGGGGCAGUUGUGUCUUGUCCCGUCCUGAUGCUGCAUGCCACUGAGUAUGUGAAGAAGGGGAAGAAAAAAAGAAGGAGACAGGACAAUGCUUCCAUGUUCGCUCGAACCAAAUCCUCAGACUUAACCUGAGUUUUUGUGGCGUCGCAGACAGCUUUAGCACCAAAGCCCUGAGAGAAAGUGAGAGACCUCAGUUACCGCACCCCUGUCGUCUUACUCUUCAUUAUCCCCGGCUCUCCGGAAGAUUUUGUAUUCUCUUUCUGCUCCAUAAUCCUCUCCGUGGUUAUUUUCAUCUGCAGUGCGACACAUCAGAAGAGAUGUUUCCCUGGAAGCUUUUGUAACAUAUGAAACUGGGAGGAGGACAAUCACGAGCUGUUAGUCAUAGCUGAGAGGCGAGUGAGACGUGCUGCUGUGACCUAAAUGCCACUGAUGCCAACGUGCAGUUUGCUUUAUAACUGAUCUUUCGACUGUCUUCCUUUUUCCAUCUCUCUAUACUUAACAGCUCAUCAGUUUUGUCUUGUGAGGCUGCACGUCUUCUCAUGGUAUGACAAAUAUUCCACCGUCAGGAAAAACGCUUAAUGUUGUCUAAGAAAUGAAUCUAAAGUAUACACAAGGCUGGAGAGUUUCCUGCUCCGACCCCAUUAAAGCUCAUUCAGACGCUUGUCCGUGGACGCUGCCAAGACUUUGAGUUAUUAAUCAAGCAAUUAUCCUUGAACUUUGUUUCAAGGAACUACCUUAAACAGGAUGGGCAGGCAUGCUUAUUACCAGACAUUAAAUAUUGCUGAAGUUGACUUUCAGUAGGAUUCUUUUUGUUGAAGUCCUUCUGAAGGGUUAGUUUGUCCUUUUGCAUUUUUAUCUGGAGGAUCUUUUAAGAAAGCCUUUUGAUUUGAAUGUGGAGCGUUUGAAAGCGCUGCAUUAAGUAUUUAUGUAUCUUAUGAUUUUGAUUGCAAAAAAAGAGACGUAUUGUUGCAGUUCGAGCUGAGCAAUGAUAGCAGGGGGAGGGGGGGGGGGGGGGCACUUCACGCACUUAUGUCAAGUGUUUCAAGUGGUUCUAACUUUUAACAGCAGACUCGCUGCUUUCUUUACACCAAAAGCACAAGCUGUGAAAAAAAGUGCGUCCAAAUUCUAGAGCAGGGGGGUCAAACUCCCUUUAGUUCAGGGGCCACAUGCAGCACAAUCUGAUCUCAAGUGGGCCGGUCCAGUAACAUCACAGCAUAAUAACCUUUAAAUAACAACAACUCCACAUGUUUCC
Molecule: messenger RNA, 8057 nt
Organism: Cottoperca gobio
Lineage: Eukaryota; Metazoa; Chordata; Actinopteri; Perciformes; Bovichtidae
Gene: ephb2b
Product: eph receptor B2b
Biological process (GO): protein phosphorylation; ephrin receptor signaling pathway; axon guidance
Cellular component (GO): plasma membrane; dendrite
Molecular function (GO): transmembrane-ephrin receptor activity; ATP binding; protein binding
Source: RefSeq, a predicted model, not a curated record